AUGGAGGACCUCCAAGUUUACCAGCAAAGAAUUUGCCGACUUCACAGAACGUUGGGGUGUACACCACAUCACCUCGUCGCACAUUACCCACAGUCUAAUGGACACGCUGAGGCUGCUGUCAAGGCUGUCCAAGCACUUGAUCCUCAAAACGGCCCCCACAGGAACAUUGACCGCGAGGAUUUCGAUCGUGGUCUCCUCGAGUUAAGAAAACACACCCAACCGUCUGGUCGCUCUCCUGCCCAGAAGCAUGCCGAGUUUACAGAAAGGAAAGGACUUCUCGAAAUAGACCAUCAGUUCAGCCCACUGGACGGCGACUUUCACCCACUCAAUGGGAUACAUGCUAUGAGGGACGGGAUUCCCGAGCAGGAGAAUUUAGACGCUGGAGAAAAUGAAGAACAAGCAGCCGACGAUAAAGUACAAGAAGAAGACGCUGAUAAUGAAGAGGAGGAGGAGGAGGAGGAGGAGAACGAGGAGAACGAGGACUUUGUCGAUGAAUACGCAGAGGAACAUGCGGGACCUGACCCCGUAGGAUCUGAAGGAGGUCAAAGAGCAACCUGGGCACGGCCCGGCACUUGGAAAUGCCCAGCCGGGAGAGGUGGGGCGCGGGGACAGUCCCGUUGGAGAGAAGAACAGUGA
Macrobrachium nipponense is the source of this 636-nucleotide messenger RNA. Its product is annotated as troponin T, skeletal muscle-like. Lineage: Eukaryota; Metazoa; Arthropoda; Malacostraca; Decapoda; Palaemonidae. Bases 1 to 636 code for a protein of 211 amino acids. The transcript has 2 exons. The record is from RefSeq and is a predicted model, not a curated record.